CACACACAUAUGUAUUUCGCACAACUAAAGCGAACAGCAACAAAUAAACACACGCCACUGCCACUAGCAGAAGCAGCCGUGCAUAAUAAUAAUAAUAUUGAACAAACUAUGUGUUAAGCUGGUGUGCGUAGUGCAAAUAUUAAUUGAUUUGUGGCGCGUGCAGAGCGAAAAAUGCCUCAGCUGAGUGAAGCAGUACCCGAAGCAGCAUCAAAAUGUAGCAACAAUGACAAAGAGACUGCGGCGGCGGCGGCAACGUCGCCUGCAACCUUGCCACAGACAGCGGAGCGCACACAUGCACACACACAUUCGCACUCACACUCAAAUGCGUCGUCUGCCGCGCCAAAGGAGAAUCUACAGCGCGGCUUAAGCACCAAGGUGGCACUAUCGCGUCUCCAUGAAGAGAUUGAAAAGGUGCUGCUGGAGCAUGAGAAGGAAGAACGUGCGGAGAGCUGCUAUUGCAAAUUGCGUGCCGCAUUUGUGAAUCAAUAUAAUAGCCCCUUGGGCUGGCUUUCUAUUGGCGCCACCUUGGUCACAAGUGGCGCUCUGCUCAUCACCGGCAUGUGCUGGCCAGCCAUCUGCCUGCUGGCCAUACUCCUCCUCGACUUGUGCGUCGUUAUACGAGAGAGCAAUUUGAGGCGCACAGAAAUCUUCCGCAAGACGCGACACGCGUUGAAUGAAUUGCGUUUGGCGGAGCAGCAUUUGAGUGACAAGUGGCAGGCGACAAAUUAUCCGCACUUGAGUAAUCCCAUGUCGCCAUGCGUCUCGCUGCAAUGGACCUAUCGUGAUGGUCAUAUUGUCAAUUUGCCCUGGGCACUGUUGGUGCGUGGAGAUUGUAUUGUGCUGCGUCCGGGUCACAUAUCGCCCGGACCGUGUCAUGAACUGAAGUCACAGCGGCAUUUUAGUGCUAGCGAAAUUUAUGGCGGCACCGCGGCACAGCUGGGUGAUCCCCCAGUUAAGCCCAUAGCACGUGCUCCCAUUCCAGAUCUGGUGUGUUGCUUGGAGACGACGCCGUAUUUGGAUAACUUGCGUUUGUGUCUGCGAAACUCGUUGAAUCGCCCACCGACUAUCUACAAUCAACAGCGCUAUUUGCUGGUCACAAAGUACAUACAACAAUGGGGCUUCAUCACUGCCUUGAUCAUCACGCUUUUUGCAGGCCUGCUGCGCCUGCAUGGCUAUGGCUUGGCCUCGGAUGAGAAGCACAAUUGGCGUCAUGUGCUCAUAGCUUCGCCAGCGGCUGCAGUCAUUCCACUGCUGCCACUCAUCUUUCCACUGUUGUGGAUUUCCAUGAAUCUUUGGGGUGUUGCACGACUGCAGUGCUUCCUCAAGACACCCCAGGCCAUACUCGAAAAGGCCACCAGCAAAUCAUUUGAGGAUUUGGAUCUGGAUACGCCUGCCUAUGAUUACGAUAGCAUUUCGUUGAUGCGCUCCAAUGUGCUGCGCAUUUGGACACAGCUCUGGCAGGGCGACAGCGAAUUGCUGCCACGUUCAGCUAAUCUGGUCCAAGUUCUCGGUUCCAUUUCAGCGCUUUGUUGUGUGGACAAAAAGGGUAUUUUAUCGUGGCCAAAUCCCACUGCCGAAAAGGUGUUCUUUUUACACAACACAGAGGAAGAGCCGCAAGACGAUGGCAGCCAGAUGUCCAUGUCAACGGAAAGCGACAACGUGGACGACGAAGAGAACAAGGAACGAGGGAUUGUAGCCGAGGUGCUGGAUCUGACACACGAUCAGCAUUGUCCGUUUCGGCUGGAGUUUGACGAUCACGAGUGGAAAGCACAUAUUAAAUCACUGAAGCCGUUGGGUCUAGCAAUUUUAUUAAACACCUGUUCGCCGCUUACGCAUGAGCAUUAUGCCCAGUUUUGUGGGCAUGUCAGCGCCGUGGCCAUGCUCGAUAAAGAUCUGGUGCCCGUGACAAAUCGGUAUGCGAUGUUUGAAUCCAGUAUGAAAAGCCUAUUGCAUGGACGAUGUCUGUGCGAGCUUGCCAAGCAGAUUGGCUUCACCAACCAUGCCACCGAUCGCUUUGCGUUGGAGGGACAGCUAGCCAGCUAUAGGCAUCUGCAACCGGAUGUGGUGCGUCGGGACAUUCGCUUUGCGCGACAGCUGCAGUUAUCGACCAAGGUGAAGGUGCCGUUUCCGCACUCUUUGUCGGUGGUAAUGCGAGAGAAUCCCGGUGGCUAUCUGUCGCUCUUCACCCAGGGCACAGCGGACAUUAUACUGGACUGUUGCGAUGACUUCUGGGAUGGCAAGGAUUUGCGGCCGCUGUCGCCGCAGGAUCGCAAGCGUGCACUGGACUUUUAUCAGCGCAGUGCGUUGACUUCUUACUGCACAGCAUUCGCCUAUCGCCCGCUACGUCAUGGGAUCCAUGGAGCGCUGAGUGGACCACUGCAUAGCAAUGGUCAGAUUGCGUACUUGGAGUUACCGCCAGAGUCCAAGUUGCGUAUGCAGCACGUGGAUAAGUCGCAUUGCGAUUUCGAGGGUGGACAUCAUGUGAAGUUGAGUCACAGCAUCAGCACCGAUUCGUUGCUGUUCUCGGAGAGCAAGGAUGAGGACUGCAACGAUGUGGAGGGCUGCUUCGAGAUGCAGUGUCAUCAGGUGUUCAUUGGCAUGGUGACGAUGCAGUAUCAGGCCCAAAAUGACAUCGUGCAUCUGGUGGAGCGUCUGGAACGCGCCUGCAUUCGUUUCGUGCACUUCAGCAAGGAGAACGAGUUGCGCUCGCGUGUCUUUUCCGAGAAAAUGGGACUCGAGUCGGGUUGGAAUUGUCACAUCUCGUUGCUUAGCGAACCGGAGCCAGAAAAGGAGCGUGAACGCGAAAAGGCGAUCAUUAGCAAGACCAAGGAGACGGAGAACGCGACGAUGGGCAACUGCAAGUCGGGUAAACUAAAUGAGCACAAUACAACCAAAACCACAAUUACCACCAGCACCAUCACAGAUACUGUUGCCAUUCAUCCACCAUCAAGUGCCCAAGACUUUCACAUUGAAGCUGCCACAACAUCGACGCCCAUUGAUUCUAACACUGAUAUUGUAGGUGAUCCCGUCGAUGGCCCCAAGCUGAGCUACUUGCUCAGUCCGCCCAACAAUUUGGAGUCGUCGAAAACGCUGAGUUGCUCAGCACCCGGUGCCAUAUCGAAUCCCGAUGAAUGCAAUCCCCCCACGAAUGACCAAGCAGAUGACGACGAUGAGCUGGAUGACAGCAAAGAAUACAGCAUGGAGAAUGUCGCAUUACAGCUAGAUGCCGAGCCUGAUCCAGAGAGACAUAAGCAGCGACAUUCCCUAGACUCGGCCAUGGACGAGAAUUGUCGUUCGCUCAGCACGCUCACCGAAAGCACAGAUCAGAGUGCGCCCAUCAAUUUUGACAUGUCGAAUCGUGCCAAGUUGCCGCGUGGCAUUGAGAACAUUCGGCCGCAUUUGGAACAGGUGGACAAUGUACCGCUGCAGGUGUCGCUUUUCACCGACUGCUCGGCGCAGGCCACACGCCAAAUGCUCGACAUUAUGCAAUCGUAUGGCGAGAUUGUCGUCUGCUUGGGCAGCUCGGCGAGCAACGAUAAUGCCAACAUCUUUCUGCAGGCCGAUUGCAGUAUUGCUGUCGAGCCACUGUAUCCGCAGGUGUGUCAGGAUGUCGAUGCCUACACGGAGGCCAACAUCCUGCACAACAAGCUCAACUGGCAGCGUCAACAGCAACAGCGUGGCAAAUCCAACACCGCCGAUGAAGCGUUUGCGAACGAACAGCUGCUGGAGUCUGGCACAAAUGGCAGCGGUGCUCGUGCCAUGCAAUCGCCAGCGCACACCGUCUCACCGAUUUAUUUGAGCCGUCUGCUCAAUUCGCUGCCCUGCUCCAUAGCCAUUUGUCGCGACGACCCACUUUCGCUGGUGGCCAUAAUUGAGCUGUCACGCCGCUUCUCGCUGGGUCUGUGGAACUGUAUACAGUUCUGGGCGUGCUGUGCCGGCUCCAUAUCCAUAUUGAAUGUGCUGUGCGCGUGCCUCUCACUGCCGCCGUUGAUCACACCGCUGCUGGCUAUUUAUUUGAUGUGUGUGCCCGUGCCGUUAAUUGGCAUCUCGCUGGCGCACAUCGAUCUCGAUCCAAAGAUCAUGAGUCGUGCCACCAGCAAGAAGCAAACCGAAUACGAUUCGCGUGCCUUUGCUUUUGUCAUGUGGUGUUAUGGCUGCAAGUUUCUCAUACCCGUCAUUGCCACACUCAUUGCAUACUGGAUGUGCAUGACGACAACGGUAACCAGUGAUGAUGUGGAGGAUGAGGAUUCUGAGAAUAUCUCGGAUCUCGAAAAUGAAAAUUCUAUGAAUUUCUACCAGUGUCUGCACAUUGCACGCUGUUGUGCUCUCCUUGCGGUGCUGCUGCAUUUUGUUCUCGUCUCCAUUACGUUUGUGCAUCGUGAUCAUGCGCUCUGGCAGCGCAAUCCUUUGAGCAAUCACAUUUGGGCGCUCACCUGCCUGGCUUUAUUGCUGCUCCAUGGCUUCAUUUGUGGGCUGCAAAUGCUACUGGAUGAGUCGCUGGAGGAGCUGCUGCCACAACUCUGGCUGCCGUUGUUGGUGCUAUUUGUCAGCAGCUUGCUGAGCCUUUUGGUCAGCGAACUAGCCAAGUUUCAGGAGAACAAAGUUAAUGCGCGGUAUCAGCGUCGAGCGCGUCUUGAUUUUGGCACCAAGUUGGGCAUGAAUUCGCCAUUCUAGAGGCACCAACAUGAAAGACGCCAGCGUUAAGUGCCAAGGCUGUAUAUAUCUAUAUAUAUAUAUUCGUAAAAAUAUCACGCUUCUUUUUAUUACCCUCACAAAUGCUCGUUAUGGGCACAAGAUCUAUUAAUUUUACAAGUAUUUUUAUUGUUUUAUGUUUGUGAAUAUUUAAUUAAUCCUCUAUUAUGAUUUUACUACAACAUUUUGCAACAUUUUCAUUAAUCUGUAACACUUCACAAAACAACAACUGGAAAGAGAAAAGAGAAACCAAAUCUGUUUAGUUAGUUUGUAAAACGUUUGAGAAUUUGUGUUCCUUGUUUCAAUGACAGAACUUUUGUGUACUAACAAUUAAAAGACUUGCAAUUAUUAUAUGAAAUACACAUAUUUCACAUGAAUAAAACAAAACAGAACAGACAAUAAACUAUUGUGCUUGUAA
This is a messenger RNA of Drosophila nasuta, 5110 nucleotides long. RefSeq names its product transmembrane protein 94-like protein l(2)k05819. Gene Ontology annotation, molecular function: nucleotide binding. Lineage: Eukaryota; Metazoa; Arthropoda; Insecta; Diptera; Drosophilidae. The record is from RefSeq and is a predicted model, not a curated record.